Molecule: messenger RNA, 1044 nt
Organism: Pyricularia pennisetigena
Lineage: Eukaryota; Fungi; Ascomycota; Sordariomycetes; Magnaporthales; Pyriculariaceae
Exons: 4
Coding region: 1-1044 (347 amino acids)
Molecular function (GO): oxidoreductase activity, acting on single donors with incorporation of molecular oxygen, incorporation of two atoms of oxygen; ferric iron binding
Source: RefSeq, a predicted model, not a curated record
AUGUUGGACAGACUAGCAACCCACCUCCUCCUACUGGCCGGCUCGGCUGCCGUCCUCGCCCACCCGGGCGCCGACGUCCGCACCGAGUUCCUCGAGCGACAGGAGCACCUCAACAAUCCUGCCCGUCGCACCCUCUCCGAGUGCCACGCCCGCCUCGAGGCCAGGGGCCACUAUGCCGCCGAGCUGGAGCGCCGCAUGACAAAGAUCGACGGCCUGCGCUCCGAGAGGGGGUUGCAGGCCGCCCCGGGUGCCGUGCAGAAGAGAGCGGGCGGAGCCAGGGCCGCGUGUGUGCUCGACCCUGAGGUGACAGAGGGGCCGUAUUGGGUCCAGGGCGAGGUCAUCCGGCCCGACAUUCGCGAGGAAAGCGCCGGCGUGGUGCUGCACCUCGACAUCAACGUCAUUGAUGUGACGACUUGCGAGCCGAUCCCAGACGCAUAUGUCGAGCUGUGGGGGUGCAACUCUACGGGCGUAUACACGGGAGUCGUCGCCGAGGGCAACGGUGCCGGGCUGAGCGCCCCCGAGGAGAUCAACAACUCGGCUCUCCGCGGCGUGCAGCCCACCGACGCCAACGGGAUCGCCAGCUUCGUGACAGUGGUGCCUGGCCACUACGUAGGACGGACCAACCACCUGCACACAAUCGUCCACCACGGCGCCAACAAGCUUUCCAACGACACCAUCCAGGGCGGCACCAUCUCGCACGUGGGCCAGUUCUACUUCGACGACGCCAACAUCGAGGCCGUCGAGAGCGAGAGCCCCUACAGCACCAACACGCAGCCCUGGACCCGCAACGCCGACGACCUCCUGCUGCGGCAGGGCCAGGCCGGCGGCGACAACCCCUUCAUCGAGCUGACGCUGCUGGGCGGCAGCGUGGCCGAUGGCCUGCACGGCGUCAUCGAUGUCGGCGUCGACCCGAGCGCGAAGCAGGAUCCGAAGCCCGUCAACUUUUGGACCGCGGACGGUGGCAAGCCUGUCGAGGGCUCGCCGUGGCUUGGGUAUCCGUGGAGCGCGAGGGUGAUGGCUCUGUUGAGGAGGUGGGUGCUGUGA